Plasmodium gonderi is the source of this 459-nucleotide messenger RNA. RefSeq lists its product as hypothetical. Gene Ontology annotation, molecular function: 2 iron, 2 sulfur cluster binding. Gene Ontology annotation, cellular component: intracellular membrane-bounded organelle. The transcript has 3 exons. The record is from RefSeq and is a predicted model, not a curated record. Lineage: Eukaryota; Apicomplexa; Aconoidasida; Haemosporida; Plasmodiidae. Bases 1 to 459 code for a protein of 152 amino acids.
AUGAAAGAUCCUUUAGAAUAUCUGAACAAAAUAAAUUUCAAUACCAACAGGUUUCCGCAGUACACCCACUUAAUAGAAAAUUGUCCCUCGGAACAUGAAAAAGAAAAGGUCAUUAGAAUAUGUCGAUGUUGGCAAUCAGCCAAAUUCCCCUAUUGUGACGACACACAUAAGAUCCUCAUGGAGAACGGAGAUGAUGUUGGUCCCUAUGUAGCAAAAUUAUCUAGCUACAAAUUGUCAGACGAAGAAAAAUUAAAACAACAAAAAUAUAAUGAGAAAUAUAUAAAAUUAAACAACAAAUUAUCAUCUGAUAAGUCUUCCAUAUCAAUAUUUAAAUUUAAUUAUAAGCCACAUCAAAGCCACAAACUAAAGAAAUCGAUCCUUUUGUCGUUUGUUGUUUUAACAUCAGCCUUCUUUUAUGAAAAAAAAGAUAAAUUAGUUAAUAUAUACUCGAUUAAUUGA